Molecule: messenger RNA, 2472 nt
Organism: Trematomus bernacchii (emerald rockcod)
Lineage: Eukaryota; Metazoa; Chordata; Actinopteri; Perciformes; Nototheniidae
Product: protocadherin alpha-8-like
Exons: 2
Coding region: 1-2472 (823 amino acids)
Biological process (GO): homophilic cell-cell adhesion
Cellular component (GO): plasma membrane
Molecular function (GO): calcium ion binding
Source: RefSeq, a predicted model, not a curated record
AUGGAGGUUGGAGGACAAAGACGUGGAAUACAGCCCUGGUGGUUAGCCUUCUGUUUUCCUGUGAUGUUCGGCUGCGUGGAGCAGGUUUCAGCGCAGAUAAAAUAUUCAGUUCCAGAGGAAGUAAAAGUGGGAUCUGUUGUUGGAAAUGUCGCUAAGGAUCUGGGAUUGGACAUCAGUUCGCUCGAGGAAAGGCGGUUUCGUAUCGUUUCAGGAACGGAAGAAGCACAGUUUGCAGUAAAUCAGAACAAUGGUAUCUUGUUUGUGCAUCAGAAAAUCGAUCGAGAGGAGCUCUGUAAAACCGUGUCUCCAUGUUUGAUGAACUUAAAAAUGGUCGCUGAGAACCCCAUGGAAAUACAUUAUGUGGGGGUUGAAAUCACAGAUGUAAAUGAUAAUUCACCGAAUUUUAAAGACGAAGAGAAGAUUUUAGAGAUUUCCGAGUCCACCGUUCCUGGCAAACGUUUCCAGUUACCAACUGCGCACGAUCCAGAUGUUGGUAUCAACACUGUACGUGUGUAUACAUUAAAUCAAAACGAAUAUUUCAGUAUACAAAUUCGAGAGAGAGGAGAGGAUAAAAUAACAUUCCUGGUUCUGCAAAAGGCUCUAGAUCGGGAAAAGCACCGUGAGCACAAAUUGAUUUUGACAGCAGCUGAUGGUGGUAAUCCACCGAGAUCAGGGGCACUUAAUGUUACAGUCACUGUUCUCGAUUCUAAUGAUAACCACCCUACAUUUAGUCAAGAAGUAUAUUCAGUUACAGUACCUGAAAAUGUAGACGCAGAUACAAGUGUAAUUAAAGUAAAGGCAACUGAUGAGGAUGAGGGUGCAAAUGGGGAUAUUGAAUAUUCUUUCGGUAGUCAACUUGACCAGAAGAUAUAUGAUAUGUUUAGCUUAGAUAAAAACACUGGAGAAAUUCAAGUUAAGGGAGAAAUUGACUUUGAGAAAGUUGACGUUUUUAAGUUGGAUGUCCAUGCCACUGACAAAGGACAACCUCCAAUGAGUACUGACUGCAGGGUGUUAAUCAAAGUGCUCGACAAAAACGACAACGAACCUCAAAUAGAGGUGACAUCCCUGUCAAACAUGGUAUCUGAAGACUCAAAACCAGGAACUGUCGUUUAUUUUAUAAGUAUUAUAGACCAAGAUUCCGGAUUAAACGGCAAAGUGAUAUGUAGUCUUUCAGAUAAUGUGCCAUUUGAUUUAAAACCAUCAUAUCAAGACAAUAUGUACUCGUUAGUGUUGAAACAGCAUUUGGAUCGAGAAUCAGUCUCGCAUUACGAAAUAACAAUAACAGCUACAGAUUGUGGUCAGCCUCCUCUUUCUACAUUCAAAACUGUGAAUAUUGAUGUAUCUGACGUGAAUGAUAAUAACCCAGAAUUUUUACAAAAUCCAAUUGAAAUGUACCUGUUGGAAAAUAACGUUCCUGGAAACGAAAUAUUUUCUGUAAGUGCUUUGGAUAAAGACUUCAAUGAAAAUGCAGCUUUAACUUAUCAUAUAAUCAGAGAAGAAAGUAAUCAAGGUAAAGCUGCAACAUUUCUAAAUAUAAAUACAGAUAACGGACACAUUUCGGCGCUAAAAAGCUUUGACUUUGAGAGUCUGAAAAAGUUCCAAUUCCAAGUUGUUGCCACAGAUUCUGGAACUCCGUCACUAAGCAGCAACGUCACAGUGCACGUGUUCAUUUUGGAUCAGAACGACAACCCUCCAGUCAUCCUGUAUCCGGUCAGCUCUAACGGUUCUGCUGAAGGUGUGGAGGAGAUUCCCCGCAAUGUGAACGCAGGACACUUGGUGACUAAAGUCAGAGCCUAUGACGCUGAUAUAGGAUAUAACGGCUGGUUACUGUUCUCACUGCAGGAAGUUACUGCCCACAGUCUCUUUGGUUUGGACCGCUAUACAGGACAGAUCAGAACACUUCGCUCAUUCACAGAGACAGACGAGGCUGAGCAUAAACUGCUCAUACUGGUGAAAGACAAUGGCAACGUGUCGCUGUCAGCAACAGCUACUGUGGUUGUCAAACUUGUGGAGCCCAGAGAGGCUUUUGCUGCUGCUGAUGUUAAAAGUGCAACAAAGGAUGAUGAGGAUAAUAAUGUGACUUUUUACCUGAUGAUAACUUUGGGCUCAGUCUCAACACUUUUUCUCAUCAGUAUCAUUGUGCUGAUUGCAAUGCAGUGCUCUAAAUCCACAGACUAUACUUCUAAAUAUCUACAAGAGACUAACUAUGAUGGGACACUGUGUCACAGCAUCCAGUACAGAUCUGGAGACAAGCGGUACAUGUUAGUUGGACCCAGAAUGAGUAUAGGAUCUACUAUAGUCCCAGGCAGCCAUGCCAACACACUAGUGCUUCCUGACAGAAGGGGGACAUCUACAGAGGUAAAUUGUGGCCAAGGUAAUGGCUGUGAAGCUCAUUCUGCACAGGCCCUGCCCAUCUCUGGAUCCUCUCUUAUCGAGGUGGUAUGCAGACGGAAUACAUAUCGUGGUAUCUAA